UGAAGCAGAAGGAUGAAGCGUGGGCAGGGGAAAGGGUGGGAGUGUACAGAUCUAUGUGUCGGGGUUAACUAACAUUAGCAAGCCAUUUUGUUGCACCUGUUUGCUCAACUUCAUCGGUGAUGGAGGCAAUAUUUGUCUUGUUCUGUCUUUUGGGAGCUGCUGCCAAUGCUGGGAGUACUUCUAAAAUAAAACUGCAUAUAGAAUCUCCUAGCUUACGGCUCGCUGUCUCGAACAAAGCCAAUGUCCAGUGCUGUUACAUCUCCCAGGCUACUUUGAAGGUUUUCUGGGUACGAAAUGUCAUGGAUUCCUUUAACACGAGUGUAAAGAUAGCGGUAAACGGCACAGAUGCAAGAGUGGAAAUUCGCAGUGAGAAGACGGGGUCAGAUACAGUGUGUUCAAAUCUGACUCUAAGCGACGUUGUUCUGAAUGAUACAGGCCUGUAUCAAUGCAUUCUAAGGCAUCCAGACAACACCACCGUCUUUACACCGGGCACCUAUUUACAAGUAUACACCCCCAUACAGAUGAACCUGCACAUCAGUGAGGAGAGUAAGAACAGCAUCAUCACUAUUCAAGGGGUUCUUCUGCUGCUGUUUGUGCUGAUUCCUGGCACCUUCAUCAUCUGCAAGUCAAAGGGCUUACAUGAGCUGGAGAAAAGAAACAACAAAGAGGAAGAAAAUAUUUAUGAGGGUCUAAACCUAGAUGAUUGCAAUUCCACAUAUCAUCAAAUUCAGCGCUCUCUCGUCCAAGGACCAUACCAGGAUGUGCUCAAUAACGAUGAAGACGACAUUCAGCUGGAGAAGCCCUAAAUGUGUGGCUGUAAAGCACCAGGAUCCGUGCCAUACAAACACAUAGUGCAGCUCUAUUACUAAUGUUUGCUUUGUCAGAUGUAGGUAUAAACUAGAGGUGUAACUUAAUACGAAUGUUAUUCUGAUUGAACAGAUAAUGCAUCCUAAAUGAAUACAGACAUGAAAUAUGGAUGAAGUAUUCACUUUUUCUAGAAAGCUUGCCAGCUUCAGGUGUUGAGAUUGUGAGGUUUUUGCUUUUAAUGUUGAGCUUUAAAGGUCAUGGGGAGGGUUGCCAGGUUUGAGCAAACCCAAGACUUGCAGUAUACAUUGAUCAGCUAUAACAUUCAAACCCAAUGAGAGGUAAAGUCAAUAACAACCCACACAUUAUUAUUGUCCAGAGCUACUCGAUCAGACAGAUUUUUGGAGUAUUGAUGCAACAAGUUCGAUCCGUGGCGAUCCCAUUAAGCAACCUACUGGUCUUAAAGGAUCUGCUGCUAACGUCUUGGCGCCAGGUAACACAGCACACCUUUAGGGGUCUUGUGGAAUACAUACCACGAGGGGUAUAAGCUAUUUUGGUGGCACGAGGGGACGUACACAAUUUUAGGCACGUGGUAUCAAAGUUAUGGCUGAUUGGUGUAUAUCUACAAUACGCAGAUAUUAUAUGCAGAACCUGGCAACCCUGCUCACAAAAAAAAAAAACAACAAGGUUCACUUACAUGAUGAUCCUAGUGGGAGAUAAACUGUUUCUUUUUAGCUUGACUGCCUUACUGAGUGCCAAAAUAAAACUACAUUUUGGCCAUAUUUCUGUACAAACAAAAGAAGUAUGCUUUUAUAUAUUCAUACGCCGCUCCAUAUAGCUCAUUAUAAUAAAAUGCUGCAUAAAGGA
Messenger RNA from Tachysurus fulvidraco (yellow catfish), 1671 nucleotides. It is a transcript of the gene cd79a, whose product is annotated as CD79a molecule, immunoglobulin-associated alpha. NCBI's taxonomy places the organism in Eukaryota, Metazoa, Chordata, Actinopteri, Siluriformes, Bagridae. The record is from RefSeq and is a predicted model, not a curated record. Bases 120 to 806 code for a protein of 228 amino acids. Gene Ontology annotation, biological process: B cell receptor signaling pathway; B cell differentiation. Gene Ontology annotation, cellular component: external side of plasma membrane; B cell receptor complex. The transcript is spliced from 5 exons.